This is a messenger RNA of Bipolaris zeicola 26-R-13, 969 nucleotides long. RefSeq lists its product as uncharacterized. Bases 1 to 969 code for a protein of 322 amino acids. The record is from RefSeq and is a predicted model, not a curated record. The transcript is spliced from 2 exons. Lineage: Eukaryota; Fungi; Ascomycota; Dothideomycetes; Pleosporales; Pleosporaceae.
AUGGGCAACCAGUUUAGCCAGGCGUUCCCGCCCGCACCCGCCUUCACAGAAAAGUCCAUCGACAAUCUUAGCGGGAAAGUCUACAUCGUUACUGGAGCUAGCACGGGGGUGGGCAAGGAACUUGCACGACUGCUCUAUGCACUCAACGGCACUGUCUAUGUCGCUGCGCGUGUGCCCGCGAAGGCGCAAACCGCAAUACAAUGGAUAAAAGAGCAACAUCCUACAUCGCAAGGUGUGCUACAUCAUUUGCAUCUCGAUCUCAGCGACCUAGAAGGCAUUCAGGCCUCUGCAGAUGAGUUCUUGUUGAAGGAAAAGCGACUGGAUGUUCUGUUCAAUAACGCAGGUGUUAUGUUCCCUCCCCACGGCAGCACUACUAAGCAGGGCUAUGAGUUACAGCUUGGAACAAAUUGCGUCGGGCCAUUCUUGUUCACUAAGCUUCUGACACCAAUUCUCGUUGAGACGGCAAGAAAGGAGACGACUGGCAGUGUACGAGUGAUUUGGGUGUCUUCAGGCGCCGCACACUUCUCUCCCACUGGCGGUGUUGAUCUGCAAAAUCUAGAUUACAAGACGGACAAGACUAAGUACCAGAAAUAUGCAACCAGUAAAGCUGGAAAUAUAUUGCAUGCCUUGGAGUUCCAGCGACGAUACAGGGACUCUGGUAUUACUAGUGUGGCCCUAAACCCCGGAAAUCUCUCAUCAGAGUUACACCGCCAUCUUUCAUCAAUGCAGGCCUGGAUGAUCAGCUGGAUAACCUAUCCAGUCAUCAAUGGCGCGUAUACGGAACUCUUCGCAGGUCUAUCGCCUGAAGUUGCAGCACUGAAGCAAGGUGACUGGAUCAUUCCUUUUGGACGGACAGCGAGGCUAAGAAGGGAUCUUGCGGAGACGGUAACGACGAAGGAGGAGGGUGGGAGUGGGCGCGCAAAGGCGUAUUGGGAAUGGAGUGAGGAGCAGGUUAAGGACUACAUGUGA